Molecule: messenger RNA, 498 nt
Organism: Condylura cristata (star-nosed mole)
Lineage: Eukaryota; Metazoa; Chordata; Mammalia; Eulipotyphla; Talpidae
Gene: AGR3
Product: anterior gradient 3
Exons: 7
Coding region: 1-498 (165 amino acids)
Cellular component (GO): endoplasmic reticulum
Molecular function (GO): dystroglycan binding
Source: RefSeq, a predicted model, not a curated record
AUGCUACAUUCAGCUUUGGCUCUCUGCAUCUUACUCGUCAUAGUUCCUUCCAACCUUGCCAUUGCAAUCAAAAAGGAAAAGAGAACUCCUCAGAAACUCUCAAGAGGGUGGGGAGAUGGCAUCACAUGGGUGCAGACUUAUGAAGAAGGUCUCUUUCAAAUUCAAAAAAGUAACAAGCCACUGAUGGUUAUUCAUCAUUUAGAGGAUUGCCAAUACUGCCAAGCACUUAAAAAAAUGUUUGCAGAAAGUAAAGAAAUACAAGAAAUGGCUAAGAAUAAUUUCAUCAUGCUGAAUCUCGUGCAUGAGACCAAUGAUAAGAAUUUAUCACCUGAUGGGCAAUAUGUACCUAGAAUCAUGUUUGUGGAUCCUUCUUUAACAGUCAGAGCUGAUAUUACUGGAAGAUACUCUAAUAGACUAUACACAUAUGAGCCUCAGGAUUUACCAAUAUUGAUAGAAAACAUGAAGAAAGCAUUAAAACUUAUGCAGUCAGAGUUAUAA